Chlorocebus sabaeus (green monkey) is the source of this 941-nucleotide messenger RNA. It is a transcript of the gene MRPL36, whose product is annotated as mitochondrial ribosomal protein L36. Gene Ontology annotation, molecular function: structural constituent of ribosome. Gene Ontology annotation, biological process: translation. Gene Ontology annotation, cellular component: ribosome; mitochondrial large ribosomal subunit. NCBI's taxonomy places the organism in Eukaryota, Metazoa, Chordata, Mammalia, Primates, Cercopithecidae. The record is from RefSeq and is a predicted model, not a curated record.
ACAUUUCUCCUGUCCACUUAAAAACAUGUCCUCCUCCUCAGUUUGUUUUGACAUUGGCAUUUGGCAGUUUUUUCUAAGGUCUAAUUGGUUGUAAUUUCUUUUUCGUUCCGGAUAUCCAUUUUCGUUCCUGGUUUUGCAUUUUUUUUCCCGAGAGCGGUCCAGUCCCACAAGGCGGCGAUCCCGGUGGCCCGCAGGUAGCGCGCAGUCGGGGAGUGAUGCGUCGGACUCCAGCGCGUGCGCACUCGCGGCUGCGUCUCUGCGCCCUGCGCUGGAUGUGGACACGCCACGUGACCCCACUGCCGCCAUCUUUCUUCCUGGCAGCGGCGUCGGCACGCCAGUGCGCAGACGCGGGGAACGGCGCUAGGUGAGAGCGUGCGGCCAGAUUCGCCACAACAUGGCAAAUCUUUUUAUAAGGAAGAUGGUGAACCCUCUGCUACAUCUUAGUCGUGACACAGUGAAGCCUCGAGUCCUCUCCACAUUUCUGAUGGGAUCCCUUCGAGGUGCAGCCCCCAUGGCUGUGAAAGCCGGGGCAGAAGUACGCUCACUUCUCUCACCCGGCCUCCUGCCCCGCCUGCUGCCCGCACUGGGUUUCAAAUGCAAGGUGGUUCUUAAGAAGCGCUGCAGGGACUGUUACCUGGUGAAGAGGCGGGGCCGGUGGUACGUCUAUUGUAAAACCAACCCGAGGCACAAGCAGAGACAGAUGUAGACCCUUUCCCUCCAGAGUCACGCGCAUACUCAUCAUUGCGUCACUUGGGAGAACGGUUGUAUUUCAUGGAAGGAAUUAUCACAUCAAGGAAUCGGGGGAGAGUGACUGGAAGCAAACGUCCUAAAAGUUACCCAGCACUUUUCAGUGUAAAUGAGUAACUAUAGAAGACGUAGCAUCAUCUUAUUUCUAAAACGUUCCAAUUAAAAACAUUUGCCUAUUAAAAUAGACCGUCUGA